AUGGCUGCCACCGGCUUCACAACCCCUUCUGUUCUCAGAAAAGCGCUUCACUCUUUUUUACCUCUUCGCCUCACUCACAUCAACAACACGCUCUUCUGCUAUAAAAAUCUUCGCUCUUUUCCUCUCUCAACCCAUCUGAAUUCUUCAGCUUCAGGGAUGUGUCACUUGGCACAAGCUAUGAAGGGGGAUGCUAAUUCUUUACUCAAAGGAGUAGCAGACAGAAGCACUAUUGAAGCUGUGAAACAUAUUCUUGAAAUGGCAAAACGAGCAUCAGCAAGGAGAGAAGUUCUCCACACUGAUUUUCUUACUCCACCAGUACUGAAGGAAUCAAUGAUAGUGUUGGAAAAGCUAGCUGACAUGAAAGCUGUUGCACAGGGAGGAUACCCUCAGGCUGAGCGUUGCCGACUUUCAGUUGGACAUUCAGAGGUAUUGACAACUGCUCCAGAUAUAGUUGCAGCAUUGCGUAUCACAGGAAACUUUGGGUUUCAAUCUUGUUCUCAUGGUGACUUCCUUGGCGCAAUUCUUGGUACAGGGAUUGCUAGGGAAAAGCUUGGGGAUAUCAUCCUGCAGGGAGAAAAAGGGGCUCAAGUCCUGAUUGUUCCAGAACUUGUUGACUUCCUUGUAUCAUCUCUAGAGAAGGUUGGCAAUGUUUCAGUCUCUUGUACGAAGAUGCCAUUGCUUGCUCUUGAAUAUGAAGAGCCAAGGACUACAACAUUCAAAACCAUAGAACUAUCACUAAGGGUUGAUGCACUAGCUAGCGCAGGGUUCAAGCUUUCACGAUCCAAACUAGUUGAUUUGAUCAGUAAUGGGGAUGUUCGUGUUAACUGGACCACCGUGACGAAAAACGGAACAACACUCAAGACUGGAGAUGUUGUCUCAGUUAGUGGAAAGGGAAGACUAAAGAUUGGAGAGAUAAACUCGACAAAGAAGGGAAAGUACGCGGUUGAGCUCAUUCGAUUCCUAUAAGCUUUUGCACCCACCUGGUGCUGGUUGUGAUAGGCGCAGUUAACACCUGACGUUCGGUCCGGUUGGAGAGUGUGAAAGACUCCAUCAUGAAAGGUUCCUCGGUUAUCAAAGGAACAUGUAAAAAAGUCAUUUUUCAUAUAGAUGGAUUACUUAGUUUCCCUCAUAAAUGGGGGUUUCUUUUCUUUGUUGGAAGCCGAAUUGGUUCCAUAGCUUAUCAAGGCAAAAGUUGCAAUUGACUAAACGAUCAUUUAGAAGCUUCAAACUGAGUUUCUCUUCUCUGGUAAUAAAUUUUGAUGGUUCAUUUUGGAAGUGA
Molecule: messenger RNA, 1279 nt
Organism: Vitis riparia (riverbank grape)
Lineage: Eukaryota; Viridiplantae; Streptophyta; Magnoliopsida; Vitales; Vitaceae
Product: putative RNA-binding protein YlmH
Exons: 10
Coding region: 1-966 (321 amino acids)
Molecular function (GO): RNA binding
Source: RefSeq, a predicted model, not a curated record